AAAUUUUUAUGUAUUAUUAUUUUGAAUAGGAUGAUGUUGACAAGUAUAUGAAAAGAGAAGAAAGUCGUGGUAGUGCUGAAUUUGUUUUAAGAAGACUUGAUGAACAACAUAGCAAAUAUAAAUUUUUAGAAUGUAAUCUUUUACAAAAAAAGAAAAGAUUAAAGAAACAAAUCCCUGAUAUCAAAAUAUCACUUGAUAUAUUGAAGUUGAUGAAAAGUAAAAAGAAUUCAACAAGUCCAGUAGAAACACAGUUUUUGCUUUCAGAUCAAGUUUAUGUUAAAGCUAAAAUUCCUCCAACAGAAACUGUUUGUUUAUGGCUUGGGGUAAGUAAUAAAUUAUUCUCUUACAGAAGUGGGCAACAUUUUUAAGUGAUCAUGUCAAAAUCAAUCAAAAUCAAAAUCUGUGAUGCAAAAUUUCUCACGUGCGAACUGAAAUUUCUGGGAGUAUAU
Molecule: messenger RNA, 449 nt
Organism: Centruroides sculpturatus (bark scorpion)
Lineage: Eukaryota; Metazoa; Arthropoda; Arachnida; Scorpiones; Buthidae
Product: prefoldin subunit 3-like
Exons: 3
Coding region: 48-368 (106 amino acids)
Biological process (GO): protein folding; tubulin complex assembly; microtubule-based process
Cellular component (GO): cytoplasm; prefoldin complex
Molecular function (GO): tubulin binding
Source: RefSeq, a predicted model, not a curated record